AUGCUUGGUCUUUUUAGCUUUCACAGCUACUUGUGGGAUGAUGCCGAGGGCAGUGGACCAUCUGCUAGGGACACGGGAAGAUCUGAUUCACCUUCUUUGCCUGCUAACUUCUCUGGCACUUGGAAACAAGUCAGCUGGGUCACCAAAGGGGUUUCUGUAUCAAAACCUGACCUGCAGGAAAUUUAUCAUUUAUUUCUCAUGGCUGUGGACACUUUGGUUGAGUUCUUGAAGAGGAUGAUGACCGAGCAGUGUGCUAUUACAUUCUCUGGUUGCUCAUGUGCCAAUGAUUUAAGGGGGAUGGAUUGCUCAGGAAGAAACAUGAGCAGGUUGUUUGUUAUGACAUUUCUUGGGCAUGACAUUCAACUGAGUAUACAAGCUCUGGGCUCAGGGAGAGAAGCGUAUGAGUUGAACCAGAGUAAGCUGACAAUAAAGGUGCUACUUGCACUUGUCUGCAUGAAAGUUAAUGUUGAUACUAAGGUAUUGGAGAUUCCUGACAAGCAAUUCCUAGGGUAUUUCUUAGGCGGAUCCAGGAGUGAAGUUUGGUGGCAAAUAGUUCAGAUGCAGUUCUGUGCCUCCAAACUCAUUUUUGGACCCCAGUCUGUUGCUCCAGAGGUGUACUUCAGGAAAAAGAAUGUGCAGGAAGGAAUUAAAGCAACAAUACAGUCUACCACUAAGCCCAAUGGAAGUGGGGCACACACUUGGAGAAACUGUCCUACUGUGUUUAAGGAGAAGGCUGAUGGUUUAGUUGAGGUAGUAGACCUCUUUGGAGUACUUGAAAGUUUUACAGUGGUUGAUGUCUGUGUUCUGCAUAUCUCCCUGUCUAUAUCCUUUGACUCUGUACCUGAGGAUGGUAUUGAUAGGGCUAGAGAGCAAGUGAUUUUUGGUUUACAGGUUUCAUUUAACAACUUUCAAAGAAUCUUAGCUGAAGAGGAUGUCUCUAGUUGGGUUGGAUUGAAUGGACGUUUCUUACUACUCUUUCUCGUGAGGCUUGGGGCACCAGACUUUCAUCCCCAAACACCAAAUUGUCCUGAGGAGACCCUGACCAGAGAAUAUUUGCAAUCUGGAUACAGGGACACAGUUGAGGGACUCGAGGAAGCCAGAGAAAUUUCACUGACCCAGGUUCCACAUUUUAACAAGAAUGUUGUUCUUAAUUGCAAAGAGGCUAUUAGGAAACGACUGAGGGCCAUCAAUGAAUCUCGUGCUCAGAAGAGAAAGGCUGGUCAAGUGUAUGGUGUAGCUCUUUCAGGAUCACAACUUGCCAGGUCUGGCAUUUUUCCUGAACUAAGACCUUGUGGUGAGGACUACCAGAAGAAAUGGAUUGAGGGUUUAUCUCAGCAGCACAAACGAUUACGCUCUUUGGCUGAUCAUGUUCCUCAAGGUUAUAAAAGGGCAUCACUUUUAGAGGUUCUUAUCAGGAAUAACGUUCCAUUGCUUAGGGCCACCUGGUUUAUCAAGGUUACUUACCUCAAUCAGGUUCAACCUGGUUCUGUUGGUAUUUCUUCUGGGACUGCUGACAAGAUUCAACUGUCUCGCUCUGAUAUUUGGACCAAAGAUGUUAUCAAUUACUUGCAAGCCCUUCUGGAUGAAUUCUUGUCAAAGAAUGUUUCCCGUUCAGCUUCUCAUGGCCGAGAGCGAUCACCACAAAUGCCUUAUACUGGUUCAGUGCAGAACAAAAUUGAUCCAUUACUAUCUGUUUCUGAUGGUGAAGGGCCAUCCUUACAUUUUAGGUGGUGGUAUAUUGUACGGCUUCUGCAAUGGCAUCAUGCUGAAGGGCUUCUUCAUCCUUCCCUUGUCAUUGAUUGGGUGUUUAAUCAACUACAGGACAAAGAUCUGCUUGAGGUUUGGCAGCUGUUAUUGCCUAUUAUAUAUGGUUUUUUAGAAACUAUUGUUCUAUCUCAAACUUAUGUGCGCACCCUCACUGGACUAGCUCUUCGUGUCAUUCGUGAUCCUGCUCCAGGUGGUUCAGAUCUAGUAGAUAAUUCCAGGAGGGCAUACACAACUUAUGCUGUGAUUGAGAUGCUUCGGUAUUUAAUACUUGUGGUGCCAGAUACGUUUGUAGCUUUGGAUUUCUUUCCGUUACCAUCCUCUGUUAUUUCACAUACAAUGAAUGAUGGGAAUUUUGUACUAAAAUCAACUGAAGCUGCAGGGAAGGUCAAAAAUAGUUCAGAUGAUUUUGGUCACAUUAUUUCAUACAUUCAGAAACAAGCAGAAGAUCUUGCAAAGGCCUCAAUCCCAGGCUAUCCAGGUCAUUGUGUGGCUAAAGUUGCAAAAGCUUUGGAUAAAGCUCUUGUGCUGGGUGAUUUGCACGAUGCAUAUAAAUUUCUUUUUGAAGAUCUUUGUGGUGGCACUGUAUCUGAAGGCUGGGUUGCAAAAAUUAGCCCUUGCUUAAGGUUAUCUUUGAAAUGGUUUGGGACCGUAAAUACACCCCUUAUAUAUUCUGUGUUUUUCCUUUGUGAGUGGGCAACAUGUGAUUUUAGGGAUUUUCGUGGUAACCCUCCUCAUGACAUUAAGUUUACUGGUAGGAAAGAUCUUUCUCAAGUGCAUAUAGCAGUUAGGCUUUUAAAGAUGAAGAUUAGGGAUCUGAAGAUUUCACUAAAACAAACAAAUGAAUAUCGCAGAGCCAGUCAAUUUGCAAAGAAUUCGAGUCAGCAUCAUAAUUGGAAUUAUAUGGGCAAUGUAUCCCGAUUGAAAUCUAGUUCAAAGAGUACAGGUUCUUCAGUUAUAUUUGAAAGCCCAGGUCCUCUACAUGAUAUUAUCGUUUGUUGGAUUGAUCAGCAUGUGGUACAUAAAGGGGAAGGUUCCAAGCGCCUGCAUUUAUUUAUGGUAGAACUCAUACGUGCAGACAUCUUUUUUCCCUUGGCAUAUGUACGCCAGCUGAUAGUCAGUGGGAUCAUGGAUGUGAAUGUAAAUGUGGUUGACAUGGAGCGACGGAAGAGACACUAUCGCAUCUUAAAGCAGCUACCUGGAUGCUUUAUCCAUGAUGUUUUGGAAGAAUCAGGGAUUGAAGGGGUGCAGCUCAAAGAAGCCUUGCAAAUUUACUUGAAUGAACGUCGCCUCAUACUUUGGGGUCCUCUGAGUGAGUCCCGUGAUGUUGCCACUGGUACCAAAUUAUCUGUUCUGAAGAGAAAAAGAUAUCCUGCCUCAAUAAAGGAUGAAGCUUCUGCAAUGACAAUUGAUCAGAGAAAUGUUAUUUCUACCACAAAAAAUGCAAAAGAUAAUGCUAACGUUGAAGAACUAAGAACAGCUAUCUCAGUAUUGUUACAGCUACCUAAUUGUUCAUCUAAUUUGAGUGCUACAGGUUGUGAUGAAUCUGAAGGCAGUGUUAGAAGACCUAUUGGGUCUCAGUACAGUAAAGUAGAUCCAGUGGAGGGUACACCUGGAUGUGAAGAAUGUAGCAGAACGAAGAGACAAAAGUUAAGUGAGGAAAGAAGCUCAUUUGUACAAGGGCAUUCCCCAGUUCAAUCUGAUGAUGAUGAUACAUGGUGGGUGAAAAAAGGAAUGAAAUCCCCAGAGCCUCUCAAAGUUGAUCAACCACAAAAGUCAACCAAGCAGGUCACCAAGAGUCGGCAGAAGAAUCGUAAAACUCAGAGUCUUGCUCAACUGGCAGCUUCUAGAAUUGAGGGUAGCCAAGGGGCGUCAACUAGUCAUGUGUGUGGAAGCAAGGUAAGCUGCCCUCACCAUAGAACUGUUAUGGAUGUAGAUGGGCAGAGGUCUGUGGAUAGCAUCCAAACAAGUCAUUUUGGGGAUAUAGUUACAAUUGGAAAAGCACUAAAGCAGCUACGUUUUGUUGAGAAAAGGGCAAUAGCCGUUUGGCUGUUGACUGUUGUUAGGCAGAUAAUUGAAGAGAUGGAGAAAAAUGCUGUUAAAGUUGGUCAGUUUGGCACUGUUGCAGAUGAUAGAUCCUCAGCAAGGUGGAAACUGGGAGAGGAUGAACUUUCUGCAAUACUUUAUUUGAUGGAUAUCUCCCAUGAUUUGGUAUCAGCUGUCAAGUUCCUCCUUUGGUUGUUGCCGAGGGUUCUUAAUAGCCCCAAUUCUACAAUUCAUUCUGGGAGGAAUGUGCUGAUGCUAGCAAGGAAUGUUGAAAACCAAGUUUGUGACGUGGGAGAGGCUUUUCUGCUUUCAUCACUCAGAAGGUAUGAGAACAUUCUUGUUGCAGCAGACCUUAUUCCAGAAACCUUGUCUUCUGCAAUGCAUCGUGCUGCCACUAUUAUUGCAUCUAAUGGAAGAGUUUCAGGAUCAGGGGCCCUUGCUUUUGCUCGGUAUUUGUUGAGAAAAUACAGCAAUGUGGCUAGUGUCAUUGAGUGGGAGAAAACUUUUAAGACUACAUGUGAUGCAAGACUUUCCUCUGAACUUGACUCAGGUAGGUCAGUGAAUGGAGAGUUAGGGCUGCCCCUAGGAGUUCCAGCCGGAGUAGAAGACCAUGAUGAUUUUUUCCGUCAGAAGAUCAGUGGUGGCCGGUUACCAUCCAGAGUAGGAGCAGGCAUGAGGGAGGUAGUGCAGCGUAAUGUUGAAGAAGCAUUCCACUAUCUUUUUGGAAAAGAUAGAAAGCUCUUUGCUGCUGGUACACUAAAAGUUCUUCCUCCUGUAGAAAAAUGGGAUAAUGGAUAUCAAAUUGCUCAACAAAUAGUUAUGGGUCUGAUUGAUUGCAUAAGGCAGACCGGUGGUGCUGCUCAAGAAGGAGAUCCCUCUUUAGUCUCUUCUGCUGUUUCUGCAAUUGUUGGCAGUGUUGGUCCAACUUUAGCAAAAAUGCCUGAUUUUUCAUCUGGCAACAAUCAUUCAAAUACAACAUCAGCUUCAAAUUUAUUGAACUAUGCCAGGUGCAUUCUGCGAAUGCAUAUAACCUGUCUCUGCCUGCUUAAGGAAGCCCUGGGAGAUCGACAAAGCCAUGUAUUUGAUAUUGCUCUUGCCACUGAAGCUUCUACUGCUCUUGCUGGUGUUUUUACUCCUAGUAAAGCAUCUCGUGCUCAGUUUCAAACGUUUCCUGAAGCCCAUGAUUCUAGUAACAAUAUUUCAAAUGAUAUGGGAAGCAACUCUAAUAAAGUCGGGGUAGCAAAAACAACAAAAGUUGCUGCUGUUUCUGCAUUUCUUGUUGGUGCAAUUAUAUAUGGUGUUACCAGCCUGGAAAGAAUGGUAACAGUUCUCAGAUUGAAGGAGGGGCUUGAUGCGGUACAAUUUCUAAGGAGCACUAGAUCCAAUUCAAAUGGACAUGCCCGUUCAGUUAUGGCAUUUAAGGUGGACAGUUCAAUUGAAGUUCAUGUCCAUUGGUUUAGAUUGCUUGUUGGAAAUUGCAGAACAAUCUGUGAAGGGUUAGUGGUGGAACUCUUGGGCGAACCAUUUAUUAUGGCUCUCUCAAGGAUGCAACGUAUGCUUCCUUUAAAUUUGGUCUUUCCACCUGCCUAUUCAAUAUUUGCCUUUGUUAGGUGGAAGCCUUUCAUUCUAAAUGCUACAGUUCGUGAAGACAUGAAUCAAAUUUAUCAGUCUCUUACAGUGGCCAUAACUGAAGCAAUAAAGCAUUUGCCAUUUCGAGAUGUAUGUUUUAGAGACUGUCAGGGUCUUUAUGAUCUUAUGGCUGCAGAUAAUAGUGAUUCUGAAUUUGCAAACCUAUUAGAGUUUAAUGGUUCUGACAUGCAUUUAAAACCCACAGCAUUUGUUCCUCUACGCUCCAGGCUUUUCCUUAAUGCCAUGAUUGAUUGUAAGAUGCCACAAUCUAUUUUUGCAAAGGAUGAUGGGAGCCGAAUUUCUGGACCUGGUGAGUCUAAAAUUAAAUUCACAGAUAAUGAGUCUAAGCUUCAGGAUAUGCUUGUGCAUGUUUUGGAUACCUUGCAGCCUGCCAAAUUUCACUGGCAGUGGGUUGUCGUCAGGUUACUUUUAAAUGAACAAGCUCUCAUCGAAAAAGUGGAGAAUCAUGAUGUGCCCUUGGGGGAUGCUAUAAAGUUGUCCUCACCUAGUCCUGAGAAGGCUGCUACUGCUUCUGAGAAUGAGAACAAUUUUAUUCAAAUACUUCUCACAAGGUUACUGGUUAGACCUGAUGCUGCACCCCUUUUUUCAGAGUUGAUUCAUCUCUUUGGUAGGUCACUAGAGGAUUCUAUGUUGUUGCAAGCUAAAUGGUUCCUUGGGGGCCAAGAUGUCCUCUUUGGUCGGAAGACCAUUAGACAAAGGUUACACAACAUUGCUGUGAACAAGAAACUUUCUGUUAAGACCCAAUUUUGGGAGCCAUGGGGUUGGUGUAGUCCAUCUACUGAUCCAUUGAAUAGCGAAGGGGAUAACAAAAAGUUAGACAGCACCUCUCUUGAAGAAGGAGAAGUUGUUGAAGAGGGAGCAGAUUUGAAAAGGUGGCAGCAGCAAGUGAUUGAGAGGGCCUUUAUUGAGUUGCUUCUUCCUUGCAUCGAUCAAAGCUCUGAAGAAGCCCGCAAUUCCUUUGCUAGUGAUUUGGUGAAACAAUUGAGUUAUAUUGAGACACAAAUAACUGCUGUUACAGGUGGAAGUAAACCAGUGGGAAGUGCUACUACUGGAGUUGAAGGUCAACCAAAUAAAGUAAAUAACCGCAAAAAUAUGAGAACUGGAACCACUUCCUUAGCUAGACGACCAACAGUGGCAGCAGAUUCUUCUCCACCAUCUCCUGCAGCCCUACGAGCUUCUAUGUCAUUACGGUUGCAGUUGCUCCUGAGAUUUCUUCCUAUUCUUUGCACUGACAGGGAGCCAUCUGUGCGGAGCAUGAGACAAUUUCUUGCCACUGUUAUUUUUCGUCUCCUUGGUAGUCAGGUUGUGCAUCAGGAUGCAGACAGUUCAGUGAAUGCUGUGCCAUCUCUGCCGAUGAGGGAGGCUGAGUCAUCUUCUGAAGUUGCUUCUGCUGCUUUUGUGGAUUCUUCUUCUCGGAGUCUGUUUGAUCGUUUUCUGUUGGUCUUGCAUGGUUUGCUAAGUAGUUAUCCUCCAAGUUGGCUCAGGCCAAAGCCUGUUUCAAAGACGAGCAAUGAACCUACAAUUGAUCGAGAAUUGUUGGAUACUUUGCAGAAUGACUUGGAUCGUAUGCAACUACCAGACACUGUCCGGUGGCGUAUCCAAGCUGCAAUGCCCGUACUCGUCCCCUCUAUGCGGUGCUCUCUAUCCUGCCAGCCGCCAUCUGUUUCAAAUUCUGCUCUUGCGUGCCUUCAGCCCGGCAUUACAAAUCCUGGGGUUAACACCAGUACUUCAACUAUCCCCCAGAGAAAUCCAGCUCUAUCAAGAGUUGCUCUUAAUGCACCAGGGAAGUUAAAACGACAGGACAAUGAUUUGGAAAUUGAUCCAUGGACGCUUUUGGAAGAUGGUGCUGGCUCAUUCCCGUUGGCAGGUAAUACUGCUGGCAUAGGAAGUGGUGAUCAUGUUAACAUACGAGCCGCUAGCUGGCUUAAAGGAGCUGUAAGGGUGAGACGGACAGACCUGACAUAUGUUGGUGCAGUGGAUGAUGAUAGUUGA
Molecule: messenger RNA, 7452 nt
Organism: Sphenostylis stenocarpa
Lineage: Eukaryota; Viridiplantae; Streptophyta; Magnoliopsida; Fabales; Fabaceae
Source: the annotation of a GenBank genome assembly